GAAGCUAGGGUGGAUGAAGGAGAGGAGGAGGAGAGCAGAUUUAGGGUGGUGAAACCGUGGGAGAGAGAGAGAGAGAGAGAGAGAGAGAGAGACGAUGGGCAGGGCUCCUUGCUGUGACAAGGUGGGCUUGAAGAAGGGAGCAUGGAGUGCGGAGGAGGACAAGAUUCUGGUCGACUACAUCCAGCAACAUGGCCAUGGAAACUGGCGAGUGAUGCCGAAGAGAGCCGGGCUGUUGCGAUGUGGGAAGAGCUGCAGACUGAGAUGGACCAACUAUCUCAGGCCGGACAUCAAACGAGGAAACUUCACCAAGGAGGAAGAAGAUACCAUCAUUAGCCUGCAUGGGGAGCUUGGGAACAAAUGGUCUACGAUUGCGGGAAGCUUGCCGGGCCGAACGGACAACGAGAUCAAGAACGUGUGGCACACCCACUUGAAGAAGCGCAUGGAUCCCAAGGAAGCGACGCGUGCGCCCAAGAGGGAGAGGAAGAGGAAGAAGAAACGUGACGCCAAGGACAAGCUGGAACCGGAGCAAGAAAACCAGCGGCCGGACGCAGACGCAGCUCGUCCUAGUCCGAGACGCGAUGACGCAGGGCUCGUCGAAGUGUCACUGGAACAGUCCUACAGCGGCUUCUCGUCCGCCGCCACCGACUCGUCCGUGAUGUCGGGAGACGCUACCGUGGACGCCAAGGACGAGAGCUUCACCUCCAAGGAACUCAAAGAGAUCGACGAGAGCUUUUGGCUGGACGCGUUCGCCGUCGAUGGUUCAUUGCAACUCCCUCCUGCAGCAGUUGCAGACAGUGCGGCCUUCAGCGACGACAUGGAGUUCUGGCUGAAGGUGUUCAUGGAAGCUGAUCAUUUAGAGGACCCGUCGCAGAUGAAUCCCGCGAAUGUCCAUCUGAACUAACAUCGAUUCUUCCGGUGUUGUAGAUUGCUCGAUUGCCAAAGGUGUGUAGUGAAAAUAGCCAUUGAAGAUUAGACUUGAUGAAGGAUUGGAAAUAGGAAUAAGACACUGUAAAAUAUUAUGAGAACUGACACUUACCAUCUUAUUGCCACAAAUCAAUGUUGAUUAUGCUAUAUAAUAUAUCAACGAGGACAGGAAAUGGUUGGCCGCACAUCGAAAUCUCAAGCACAAAACAUCUUUUUUAGCCUGAGAAAUCUUUCGUGUACAUCUGUGAUCUAAUCAGUGUUCCUCGAAUCAAGAUUUUCCUCAGAUCGUUUAUACUAUCUACAAUCUGAACCUUCCUCUUAGAUUUCCACGGAGAUAUCAAGUAAUCUAACAUCCUUUGUAGCGCUGUCUCAUUCCUUCUUCGUCUUCUGCUUCUAAUAAAAAUGAAGCUUUUCAUGAUCAUCUUUUUUUAUUUUUGGUUCGGUUUCCUGAGGAUUGAGAGUAAAGACAAAAGAAGAAGAGAUGGAGAAGCAGCAACAGAACAGAAAAAUAGAAGACGAUAACGAGAAAAUAAUUAAAAAAAAAAAAGAAUUCCAUUUCCUGAGGGAUGAGAAUAAGUAGCAAAGGAAAACAAAACAAAUACAAUAUAACAAAUGAAAAUAAAAUAAAAUAAUAAUUAAAAUAGACCACCGAAAAGAAAAAAAACUGAUGAAGGAAACAAAGUGUUCCUUUUGCAGUAUAAAUACUAAUUCUAUAGUGGCUUGGGUUUAUAACGGGUGAUUUAGGUAAUAUCAUGUAACGGGUGAUAUAAUUGUAACGCUAUAUAAUGGAAACCCCCCAAAAAACGGCACGUGUAAACAACGUUAUAAUCGUUCCAACGGCCAGAGGUAAACCGUUAUAUGGACUUCAGUCCGUCCUGUUUCCCAGGUUUUCGAGAGCCGAUAGCCCCCGAAUCCUAAUCCUCUAAUCCUCCUCCGAGACAUGGCGACGACGACGACGACGAUCGUAUCCCGGUGCCCAUUGCUUCACUCAAUCGGUCAGAGAGAGCCUCACAGUGAUUCCGGCGGCUCCACUGGGCCCCUCUUUCAUUAGGUUCUUUGGAAGACCGACGAGUCAAUUACGGAUAGUAUGUAUGGCGUCGUCUGCUGCAGGGAACCCAUACGAGAGUGGUGAUGAAAACCCAUACGUGUUAGCACAUAUGUUCUCCAAAUUUAUCAGUCCAAGCUGCGCGACUGUUUGUAACGAUUUGGUGGCAGAUAAAAGGGUUUGAUAUGGUGAGACUGCAUAUACAAGAAAGCGUAAGGAUGCAGAGCGAAGGGGAGAUGAAGUAUAUGUUGCCAAAGUGUCAAAGGAUAUCAAGUAUGCUGAUAAGCAGCCAAUAGUAUCCUGGGGUCCAAGGUGUCAAAGGAUAUCAAGUAUGCUGAUAAGCAGCCAAUAGUAUCCUGGGGUCCAAGGAAUUUGGAGAGGACGAAGGUAAGGGACUGCUCAUGGGAAGGCGCAUACUUGGUUCCCUACCAUUGGUUUUCUGUUGUAUAGCUGUUUCAUCCUUGGGCCACACUGGUCUCCUUAACCUCGGCUAGCUUUUACGUGGUGCCAUUCCUUUGUUUCUCUACAAUAACCAGGGUGUAAAUGGGAAAUUUUUUGCGAAUGGAGGGAUAAAGGGCAAGCCCAGUGCACAAGACAACUACAUUUUGCUGCACGUAUCAUUUCAAGGGUGUAAAUGGGAAAAGUUUUGCACUUUGUAUAACUGAAAAAGGAAGAAAUGACAAAAUUCUUGAACUUUAUUCAAAUGAAACACAGAUUAUUAUCUUUUUAGGGUUACAGAAAAAGCCAGACGUGCAAGAGUCAUCUAGGGAAGGUUAAUGUCUUAUCCUUACAAGUGGGGAGGCAGACUUACUAUGAUGUUGAAUUUCAUCCUUUAUUGAGGGAUGCAAAUAAUAUUUUAAUUUUUAUGGAUAAAGAAAAUUUUAUAUCUUCCGUAUUUUCUGCUCUCAACCUGGGUGGCCAGAGUUCAAUUAAUGAAAACAACUUCCUCUUCUUAUAGUAUAAGGUUUCACAUAUUGAUUCUUUCCAAAGUCUGCAUUGCAAGAAUCUCAUGCAUAGACAUAUUAUCUAGCGUGGAGCGUACGGUGAAAAGGGAACAUCCUUAGAUAUUGACAAUUAUCUUGAUUUUCAAUAUAAUGUCUUCAAAUAUGUUGACAGAUUUACAUAUUCUGCCAUGUGUUAUAUGCGUUCUCAUAGCAAACACUUGUGGUAUUUCCUUCCUAAAUAUGCUCAAACGAAUUGAUGAUGUUGCAGCUUUCUUGAUCAGCAUUACGUAAGCCUAUUCGUAUAUGAUUUUAAUCUGUUUAUGUACUCUUGUACAAACUCUUUAUUAUUUAAAGUUGAUAGGUCCAGGGACUAUGUUGGUUCUGGAAGAUGGACCCUUUCUUCUUUUUCUAUAGCAUGAUUUCUCUCAAUGAGCUUGGAGUUCUGGUCUUUUUUAAGUUUUUCCUCAGUGUCUGACACUAAUUUCCAAGUUGCUGACCUCCUAGUAAGUGAGAUUUGAGAGGAGCAUUUAUUUGCGAGUCAUUAUGCAGAUAUCAUUUUGUAUAGUGUCGGCAUCAAAUACAACAAAAAAUGUACAUCUUUUUGAUUCUCCAAUCCACUUUUAAAGCUAUAUCUUUAUUGUUGUGUUCCACAUUCAUUCCUAGGUCGUGUUUUAGCAUCUGAAGUACAAGGUCAUCAUGUUUAAAUGGUAUUACAUGAUUCGAUCCAGCUUGAAUUUUGGAGUAAUUGUCAUGUGUAUUAUAUUAUGCUAGUUCUUGUGAAUCUUAAUGAUUAUUUUUACUACUCGAAAAUGAUAUCUCUUAUGAAUCUCAUCGCUUUAUAAAAAGUAUGCAGAUUUUUUCUUUUGACAUCUAAUUUGAUCUGAUAAUAUUUCUAGUAAUUAUAGUGUUUAUUAGUUCUUGGUUCUCUUCAAAGUUGUUAAUUUUUUGCUAUGCUGACAAUUUAGUAAAUUUUCUGUCCUUUCUAUUUUAUCUAUUUUGUUCAUGGUCUUGGUUUAA
Molecule: messenger RNA, 3930 nt
Organism: Musa acuminata AAA Group (dessert banana)
Lineage: Eukaryota; Viridiplantae; Streptophyta; Magnoliopsida; Zingiberales; Musaceae
Product: transcription factor MYB4-like
Exons: 9
Coding region: 95-901 (268 amino acids)
Source: RefSeq, a predicted model, not a curated record